AUGGAUUAUCCAUUAGAGCUUACGGCUGCUAACAUCGAGAAGUAUGAACACCUUUUAGAUGCAUCAAUCAAUGUGUAUGGUUAUGAAGACUUUAUAUAUCCAAUUCAUGAAAGUGCGAAUUGCCAAACAGCACAAGAAAUAGAAGCACUAGAAUAUAUACCUAUUGAUAAUAACGGUGUAUUGAAAGUGCAAGGUACAUGUAAAAGAUGUGGUAAGUCAGUCCAGAAGGUAGUAGACUACUCUAAGUUCAAACAACUGUGUAAAGAGUUUGAGACUAAAGAUUUACACCUACUCUUGCGUAAAGGAGUUUAUCCAUAUGAAUGGGUUGAUAGCUUUUCAAAAUUUAGUCAGCAGCUCCCACAGAACAAAGGAGAUUGGUACUCAACUUUAAAUGAUAAAAAUGUAUCAGAAUCAGAUUUAAAGCAUUCAGUAAAAGUUUAUAGGCAUUUUGAUUUCAAGAACUUCGGUGAAUAUCAUGACCUGUACCUAAAACUGGAUACAAUUUUGCUAAAAGAUACAUUUGAUAAUUUUAGAGAAACAUGUUAUAGAAACUAUGGCUUAGAUCCUGUAUACUAUGUUUCCGCGCCAAGUCUUACAAUGGCUGCUGCAUUAAAGGACACGAAACAAGAGGUUGAAUUACUAACUGAUGCAGGUCUUUAUGAAAUAUAUGAGAAUGGUAUAAGAGGAGGAAUGUCAAUGAUUCCUCUUAGACAUGCAGAAGCAAAUAACUGUUACUUUUAUGACGGGGAAAACCCAGUCAAGUUAUCUGAAGAAAAAGCCAAAGAACGAGGUAUUUGGAACAGUAAAAAACAUGUAAGUUUUAUUAUGUACUAUGAUUGUAAUAAUUUGUAUGGAGAUGCAAUGAGUAAACCUCUACCAAUAGGAAAAUUUAUAAGUUAUGAAAAAAAUCCAGAAUUGUUGGACCGAAAACCAUCAGACUUCACUGAGAAGGUAAUCCUAAAUUUGAAGGAUGAUAAUGAGAUUGGUUACACUUUCAUCGUAGACUUGGAGAUUCCUACAGAACUCCAUGAUAAAUUUGCAGAUUUUCCGAUGUUACCGGAAAAGUAUGUCCCAGAAUUGGAUGAAUUAUCAGAGUACCAAAGACAUCUGAUUGAAAUUGGAAUCGGCAAAGCUCCUAAUCCUGAAGUAUGCAAACUAAUAAGUACUCUUAAAGAAAAGAGGAAUUAUGUUGUUGACUAUAGAAUGUUAAAAGAAUGCUUGAAGCAAGGGAUUGUAUUGAAAGAAGUAAAAAAUUAUAUACAAUACGAACAGGAAGCCUGGCUGAAGCCUUACAUUGAAAAGAACACGCAUUUAAGACAGUUAGCGAAUAAUGAUUUUGAAAAGGAUUUUUACAAGGGUAUGAACAACGCUUUGUACGGGAAACAAAUGCAGAGAAUGCGAGAUAGAUGUCAAGUGAAGUUGAUACGAUCAAAAGAUAUUGCGGAAAAAUAUUCUGAUUAUGAAAGUAGGGAGAUAAUAAGUGACAACAUGGUUUUACUGUAUAGGAAAGAACCUAAAAUAAAACUAAACCAACCAAUUUUCGGAGGCUUCGCGGUCUUAGAGCUCUCAAAAAUAUUGAUGUUUCAAUUUUGGUAUAACUUUCUACAGAAAAAAUACGGAGAUAAAAUCAAAUUACUUGGAACUGACACUGAUUCUUUGAUUGUGUACAUUGAAACUGAGGAUGUUUACGAAGAUAUGAAGGAGUCGAUCGAGUAUUUUGAUACUUGGGAUUAUAAACUCAAAGGAAUGCCGUGGGAAAAUAAGAAAGUCCCAGGGAAAUUCAAGGAUGAAUACUUAGGAAUACCGAUCAGAGAGUUUGUCGGAUUGCGCUCUAAAAUGUACGCAUUCAGAAACGAUGUAAAAGAAAAGAAGCUUUAUCUGUUUUAUAUACCCCAAUAA
Bemisia tabaci is the source of this 1899-nucleotide messenger RNA. Lineage: Eukaryota; Metazoa; Arthropoda; Insecta; Hemiptera; Aleyrodidae. The record is from RefSeq and is a predicted model, not a curated record.